CUGGCUGUUAUCUGCAGUGUAAAUGUAUGAACUUCCUUCUCUACUGAGGGGUCUUGGGACAGAUCCUUUCAAGAGAAUCUCUUUUCCUCACGGGUACUCUUGGUUAUUUGGCUAUUACAGGUAGCCAGUCCCAUCUCUGUGAAAUUCGGAAGCCUGCUGAAUGUUGUAGGUAGUCUUUAUUGAGUACCUAUAUACAAUUAUUACUAUAGAAGGAUGUGACUUUCCUGUCCUUUCCUUAAUUUUUGGAUGUCGAUUUACUGUGAGGAAUUACUUUUGCCUGUGGCCACAUGAGGAGUGUUGGGAAGAAUACUGAAAUCCUGAGCUCAGAACAGGUGGUAGGAUGUGCAUCCCCCACCCCCAUGAUGGGGCAUGUAAAAGCAAAGUCAGGUUUAUCACAAGAUUUCAGGUUUUUGUUAAGUAAGUUUUUUCAUUAUGUUUUUGGGGGUAAAGCUUUGCGUGAUUACAUGUGAUGGAAGACUCUGAAACACAAACUUACCUGUAGCGUCAUAUUAAAAAAAAAAUAAUGUGGAGGGAGUCAAGGGACUUUUAAUCUGAACCCCUGGCUGCAGUGCCUUGUGAUGCACCUGCGCAGGUGGCCAGGCUGUCACCUGGAUUCUGGGAGCUUGUAAACAGGGAGGUGGCUGCGGGCUGGGUGCUCUGUUGUUGUCGGGAGCAGCUCCUGCCGUGUGACUGCAGCCAGGCCUGGGCAGGUGCUGGCGAGGGUGUGCACGUUUGUGGUAGGGAGCUGAGCCAUGUGGCCUCUGUGUGUUCAUCCAGGCCCUUACACAGCCUUGCCAUAGAAGGGAACAAGCCAGGAAAAAACGUUUGAGUGGGUUUUUUUCUCUGUUUUUCAUGACUCUUAGAUUAUUUUAGUAGCUGAGUGUUGUUUACCAAGAUUCACUAGCAUGGUAAUGAUAAUGCAAAUACUGAAUAACUUGCUGUUUACAUGGUACUGUUUACCAAUAAAUGUAAAUGCAGUUGCAACAUUUGUUUCCCAUCACUUUUUUCCUUAAUCUGACCUCAUUUUCUCUCAGUGACAAUAUUUGCAUUGUGGGAUAAGGUACCUUGUGUUAAGAUGACCCCUGCAAGCUCCUUUACAAAAGAGGGGAAAGCAGACAGAUGCAUGUGAGUGCCCCAUGGCUGCAGCUGCCUCAGUUCACUCAUUUAUUGCCUAUUGUAACUUGGAAGCAUUCUUCAGGUCAGUUCAUCUUCUGGGACCCGUCCCUGCCUUCUGGUUAAGGAAUCCAUGCACACAUACGGGAUGACUCAACAGUGGGAUGGAUGUUCAGAUACCAGAAAGGUGCUGGUAACUUGACAGCAAUCUCCACUUUCUUUGGAGAGACCUAUUGUAUGUGAGACGUUUCAGGAACCUGUGCAGUUUGAAUACGUCGGAUUGUUACAUUCUGAAACCUUCGUGAUGAAGAGAGCUGGGCAGAAGGUGGUGGCUGGAACUGAAGCUCCUGGAACAUCACAGACAAGCAAAAAACAGAAAACUAGUUUAUAUGGCUCAGGGCAUGGGGAAUCUGACCCAUGCACCUCGAUGGACUGGGGCAGCCUUCCACACCACGUGAUUCUGCGUGUUUUUCAGUUCCUGACUUUAGUGGAUCGAGCCAGGGCAUCUUCUGUUUGUCGAAGGUGGAAUGAAGUUUUUCACAUCCCAGAUCUCUGGAGGAGAUUUGAAUUUGAACUUAGCCAGCCAGCCACUUCUUACUUAAAGUCUACACAUCCUGAUCUCAUUCAGCAGAUUAUCAAGAGGCACGCUGACCAUCUGCAGUACGUCAGUUUCAAGGUUGAUAGUAGUACUGAGUCAGCAGAAGCAGCCUGUGACAUCCUUUCUCAGUUGGUGAACUGUUCUAUCAAGACACUGGGUUUGAUCUCUACAGCAAAACCAAGCUUCAUGAAUGUCUCUAAGGCUCAUUUUGCAUCAGCACUGACAGUAGUUUUUGUGAACUCCAAGUCAUUAUCUUCAAUCAAGAUAGAUGACACACCCCUUGAUGAUCCUUCCUUGAAGGUUCUUGUUGCUAACAACAGUGAUACUCUAAAACUGCUGAAAAUGAGCAGCUGUCCUCAUGUUUCACCUGCUGGCAUUCUUUGUGUGGCUGAUCAGUGUCAUGGACUUAAGGAGCUGGCUUUGAACUACUACAUACUAAGUGAUGAACUGCUGCUGGCUCUUUCAAGUGAAAAACACGUUGAUCUCGAGCACCUCCGCAUUGACAUCGUGAGUGAAAAUCCCGGACAAGUUCAAUUUCACACCAUUAAAAAGCAAAGCUGGGAUGCUCUUGUUAAACACUCCCCCAAAGUCAACAUUGUGAUGUAUUUCUUCCUGUAUGAAGAUGAAUUUGAUGCUUUCUUCAGAGAGGAAACCCCUGUUACACACCUGUACUUUGGUCGUGCAGUGAGCAAGGCGAUGCUGGGUCGCAUUGGCAUGAACUGCCCCAGGCUGAUCGAGCUGGUCGUGUGCGCCAAUGGACUUCAGCCUUUGGAUGAUGAACUCAUCCAGAUUGCUGAGCGCUGCAAGAACUUAACGGCCAUGGGGCUGGGGGAGUGUGAAGUCACCUGCAGGGGUUUUAUUGAAUUUGUAAAGAUGUGUGGGGGCAGGCUUACUCAGCUUUCCAUAAUGGAGGAGGUGCUGAUUCCAGAUAGUGAUUACAGCUUAGAUCGGCUUCACCUGGAAGUCUCCAAACACCUUGGAAGAAUGUGGUUUCCUGAUAUGAUGCCAACGUGGUAAAUUCUCUGUGUGGAUAAAAUGGUGGAAUCGGGCUGUCGCUUUCUAUGCAAAUAAAAAAUUUAAAAAUCAAAUGUGAAAAUUUUCUUCCAGAUUUGAGUUUUUCUUCCUUAAGAAAACCUCUGUUAGACUAACAGCAAAGCACUCUACGACAUGAAUUGUGUAUUGAAAUAGAAAGUAGAUUUAGCUGGACUUAAUAGUUCUGAAAGUAUUCCUGUGGUUUACAGGUGCUUCAAACAUCAGUAAAUUUGGGCUUCUCUGAGCUUCAGUGUAAACAUUUCAUUUACUUUAAAAUAAGUUUGGGGUUUUUUUUUCAAUGUCUUUGUUUACUCUUUCUGAUCUAGUCAGAAGAGGAAUAGAGAAACUAUUUUUCCUUAGGAAAUCUAUCAGUGGAAAGCUGGAUAGAAUACAGUAUUAUUUGUCAUGAUGUUUUAUAUAGCUAUUUUUUAAUCAUUCAUGUUUUAACUGUAUGAGCUUGUAUAUUAAAAUACACUAUUCUGGGUUAAUCAGAAAUUAGCCUGAUUUCAUGGCAGUAUAAUAAAAUGUUAAUAAGCUUAUGCUUACAAAAAACUGUCCAAUUUUAAAUUGCAUUUUAAGUAAUUUCUCAGAUUACAGAAACUAGGGAAUACAUUGUACAGUAUGUUGUUUUUGUCUUAUGCGUUAAAAUGAUGGGAAAGAUUUUGUUAAAAUUACUGAUUUUAAGUUUGGUUCUAGAUUGAUUAUUUGAGUGAGUAAUAAAGCACUUUGGAAACUGUCAGGACACUAAGGAAUAGCUUUGGAUUUGGGCUCAUCUUUGUAAUCAAAGACUGAUGUCUGAAUGCUGUUCCAUGUUUUCAUUGCUAAGAAGUAAGAAGGAUUUCAUAAAUGUGGCUAGUAAGAGGGAAAGAUCAAAUGCAGUACAGUUAUCUUUGAUCCAUUUCUAUUUAAAAUCAAGGAUUUAGAGCACUUAAAUUUGUCACUUAGAGGCCAAAAUGGACUGUACUAAUCUCACGUCUCUUAUCUCUCUGUAUCUUACAGAGCUUUGUGCAAGCCCUUGUUUCUAGAGAAAGGCUUGUGGAGGUAAUCCUGAAAUAUUUAAUUCAGGACUGUUUAAUACUUGUUGCUAUUAAUUGUUUUUUUGAGAAAGGAUGUAUUAUAUUUAUUUUCUUAAAAGGGAAGGGCAUGGUGAGUUGAUGUAAAUUAGAGUAUGUAUUUUUUUGUUAACAUUUUGCACACUGUAAACAUAAAUGCAUUGUAUAUAAAUUUUUGCUGUUAUGAUUUUGGUGCCACAUUUGUUCCAUCUUCCUAUUGCUAAUGAGAAGUCUACAGGAAUUUGCUGGUGGUGGUUGUCACUGUUGUGGCUUAACCCUGGCUGUCAGCUGAGCCCCUCCACAGUCAGAGGAAUGGGGGAGAGAAUUGGAAGACAAAAGUGAGAAAACUCAUGACUGGAUAUAAAUAAUUUACUAAUAAAGUAAGAGCCACACAGGCAGGCAACCCCUAAAAAGGGAAUCCAUUCACCAUUUCCAUCAGCCAGGAAGGCAGGGUUCCAUCACCCUUAAACCUUACUCCUCCUUCCCCCAGGUUUAUAUGCUGAGCCUGAUGUUGUACAGUAUGGAAUGUCCCUUGGAUCAGCUGGGCUCAGCUGUCCUGUCCAUCUCACCUCCCAGACUCUGCACCCUCAGCCUCCUGCCCGGUGGGGCAGUACAAGGAGCAGAGCAGGGCUGGGCUCUGUGUGGGCACUGCUCAGCUACAGCAAAAACAUCACUGUGUUACCAGUGCUGUUUCCAGGACAAAUCCACAGCUCCAUUCUAGCUCCUGUGAAAAAUAUGAACUACCCUAGCCAGAGCCAGUGCAUUCACAGCAGAGAAUAAGAGAGUUUCUUCCCUGCUUCCACAAAACAGCAGUUAAAGGGGUAAAACACCCUUUUCUUGGGCACACAUGUUCCCAGCUGGAAGCCAAGGAUUCAAGGUAACACACAGACCUGCCUUUAUUGCCUGCUGCACAGUUAAGAAGCAUCUCUCUAACUCUGGUUAGUAGAGGCUAUGAGCUGAGCACUUCCAUAAUCCAGGGGAUUAGAAUUUAAGCACAAAACUCAGAUCUUUCCAAACAGUAUUUUG
This is a messenger RNA of Ficedula albicollis (Collared flycatcher), 4821 nucleotides long. RefSeq names its product F-box and leucine-rich repeat protein 21 (gene FBXL21). The transcript has 7 exons. Gene Ontology annotation, cellular component: nucleus; SCF ubiquitin ligase complex; cytosol. The coding region runs from base 1418 to 2728 and encodes 436 amino acids. Gene Ontology annotation, biological process: regulation of cell cycle; entrainment of circadian clock by photoperiod; G2/M transition of mitotic cell cycle. Gene Ontology annotation, molecular function: protein binding. The record is from RefSeq and is a predicted model, not a curated record. Lineage: Eukaryota; Metazoa; Chordata; Aves; Passeriformes; Muscicapidae.